Pipra filicauda (Wire-tailed manakin) is the source of this 743-nucleotide messenger RNA. RefSeq names its product tetraspanin-18-like. Gene Ontology annotation, cellular component: membrane. Lineage: Eukaryota; Metazoa; Chordata; Aves; Passeriformes; Pipridae. The coding region runs from base 1 to 732 and encodes 243 amino acids. The record is from RefSeq and is a predicted model, not a curated record. The transcript has 7 exons.
AUGGAUGUCCUGAGCUGCCUCAAGUACCUGAUGUUCAUCUUCAACGUGCUCGUGUUUGCCGGGGGGACGCUCCUGGCCGCCCUGGGGCUCUGGGUGGCCGCGGACCCGGGCGGGUUCCAGGCGCUCGUGGCCGCCCGGGCCGUGCUGGGCGCGGCCGCGUGGCUCCUGCUCGCCCUCGGCAUCGCCCUGGCCCUGCUCGGCUGCCUCGGCUGCUGCGGGGCCCUGCGGAGGAGCCGCCCCCUCCUGCUGCUGUUCUUCAUCCUCGUCAGCCUCGUCUUCCUCAUGCAGCUGGUGGGGGCCAUUCUCUUCCUGGUGCACUGGAAGCAGGUCCGGCCCGAGCGCUUCCUGUCGGAGCUGAGGAGGAACUACCGCGGGGACGAGGGUGCUGAGGUGUUCAGCACCGCCUGGAACACCCUCAUGGUCACGUUCUCCUGCUGUGGCGUCCUGGGCCCCGAGGACUUUGGGAAUGGCUCCCGAUUCCAGGAGCUGCACCCGGGGGUGCCGUGGCCGCGGGCCUGCUGUGCCCGGGACGGGCUCCUGGGGGACCUGCUGGGCUGGGAGCAGUGCCAGGACAGGAGCCCUGGCUACAUCCAUGAGCAGGGCUGCUUCUCCACCUUCGGCAGGACCCUGCAGAGGUCCCUGUCCCUGCCCGGCUCCUGCAGCCUGGCCGUGCUGGGCAUCGAGACCUUUGCCAUGUUCUUCUCCCUCUGCCUCUACUACAACUUCGACUGACGGGACACGGA